Messenger RNA from Protopterus annectens (West African lungfish), 1653 nucleotides. Its product is annotated as TRPM8 channel-associated factor homolog. Lineage: Eukaryota; Metazoa; Chordata; Ceratodontiformes; Protopteridae. The record is from RefSeq and is a predicted model, not a curated record. The transcript has a single exon.
AUGAAUGUAUAUUGUUGUAUAUCUUACAGUGACAGAGAGGCUGAUAAAGUCCAUGAGUUGGUAGUAGAGGGAGGAGGCUUAUUCAUUGGUGGCCAGGAUUGGUGGUGGGCUUCCGAAAAUCCAGGAUGUGAAGCAGCUGCUGAAUAUCCAGGCAAUAAAAUAAUUAACAUAUUUGAAAUCACUAUCCUCGGACAUACAAUGAAGGAUAUUACAUAUAAAACUUUAUGUGCUGAAGAUGCCUGUCAUCAUUACCAUUUCAGAAAGGGUUUGUCUCAGUUUCAGCAGCACCUGCUGUCAAAAGAAGGAGCACCGUCAGAAGCCUGGCUUAAGCAACUUAGGAGAGACUGUAAGGAAUUAUCGAACAUUCCAGCUGAUGGAGUUGCUUCAGUGUUAUUCACCAGAGAGGUUUUAGCAAAACUAGUGAGCAGACGUGAAAAUAUUACUAAAAUCUAUCAAACUAAAGGGAAUGUAAAAGAUGAAAUUCUGCUGUGUAUAGCUGCAAAUCUGUACAGUACAGGAUAUGGCUAUGAACUAUCAAUGUUUGGGAGUAAAGAAACACAUCCAGCAACCUUUCUUUUGAUCAUUAACGUCAAUGGCAGAAAUAAAGUUUGCCCUGCAUGGAGAAGCACAGGCCUAUACCUUUUUGAGAGAGACACUGCAAUUAUCAGAUUUCCUGAAUGUGCAGUUGCAGCUGGUCUACAGGUACAGAUUGGGUGCCAUUCUGAUGAUCUCACUGGUUGUAAAGAGUGGAAACGCCCACCUAUCGUGAUACAGAAAUUCAAGGUGGACAGAGAGAGGAUGUCAGUCUGCAGCUUUUGGGGUGGUCUAAUUUACAUCAUAGUACUAAAAGGGUGUGACCUAGGCAAUGCAUCUGUAACCGUAGAAGGAGCAUGGCAGGCACCAUUCUUCAGGCAUCGACAAACCAAUAAAUCUGGGUGUCUGAACACUAUUCUUCAUUACUCUGGGAGAUGGGCAGAACUUGUUACUGAAAAUCUUAUCCUGACAGUACCUUCUGACCACAUUCGUUCACUUGACAAUCCUGACUCUGUUCUGUUGAUGUGGGAUAAUAUCACGAAAGGUAUCACUGAGCUAGCUGCCACACCUGAGACAUUUGAAAGACAAGAAAGGAUUGUAGCUGACAUCCAGAUAUCUUGUGGUUGGAUGCAUGCCGGCUACCCAAUUAUUAUUCACUUGGAUUCAGUGAAAGAAAUAACUGAUGUGGCACAUAUGAAAGCUCAUGGACUGCAGGGCCCCAUACAUGAGUUAGGUCACAACCAGCAGAAGUUUGGAUGGGAAAUACCUCCUCAUACCACUGAGGCAACCUGCAGUCUUUGGUCAGUAUAUAUACAUGAAAAGGUACUCAGGAUCCCACAACACAAUGCACAUCAAGAGGUGCAACCAAACAAAAGGAAGGCCGGGAUUACAGCAUACAAGAAGAAUGGUGCAACUUUAAAAAACGGGCAUGUCUGCACCUGUUUGGAAAUCUACCUACAGCUGCAAGAAGGCUUUGCGUGGGAACCCUUCAUCCAUUUGUUCUCAGAAUACCAGAGGCUAUCAAAUAUACCAAAAUAUAAUAAAUGCAAGAUGAAUCUGUGAGCAGAAAGGUUUUUUCACUGUGUGAAGAAAAAUAUGGCUCCUUUCUUUAAGGCAUGA